Messenger RNA from Acanthoscelides obtectus, 2679 nucleotides. The record is from the annotation of a GenBank genome assembly. NCBI's taxonomy places the organism in Eukaryota, Metazoa, Arthropoda, Insecta, Coleoptera, Chrysomelidae.
CGGAUGUGACGUCUAAUGUCGAUGUCAUAGCUCCUCAUUGGUGUCGUGGUUUAGCGCUGUUUAUUUAAUUUUGGUUGAUUUCUGAUUUCAGUAGCCAUGAGGCAACACCGUAUUAUGUUGUACUAAGUACGGAAAGUGAAAUACUGGUCAGUGCCCACACAUACAGUAAAUCCUAUUGGUGACUAAAAAGGUUCAACAUUGUCAUUCAAGCUUUGGGGCCCAGGGACCACAUCCAUACAAUAAAUAACUAAGAACACUAGUGAAUCGGUUACUUGAUUCUGACUUUAAUUGGCAAUUUUGAAACUCCGUCAAUCAGUAUGAAUAAAAAAACAGCCUGCUCGUUGUUCUGUGAAGUACUCCAAACCAAGACUAACGUUGAAUAGAUCGCAUGACAGAAUGACACCAAUCGCAGUCUUUCGCGAACCUCUAUUAUGGCUCAUUAUCUAAGAUCUAACAUAUGCCGACAAAGUAAAGCAUUGAAAUGGAAUAAAGCAUGCCUCGCUUUUUCAAAGGUCGACUUCCGUAACUGAUAGCCAGACUACGUCCAAAUAAUUAGCAUUCUUGUAUUGUAUUGCAAACAACACAAUAUCAUCUAUAACUAUCCGUAAUAAUGAAGAAGAAUAUUUUUUAAAAUGCGCUUAUCUCAAAACUACUUACUUCGACUUAAACUAGUGUGCCUUUGAGGUGCAGAGUUGGAUUACUGGUCGAUUGCAGAGCAAAGUUCGUAACCAAUACAUAUGGAAAACCCGGACAAAGCGAACACCCCGGGCGAAGCAAAUAUCCUAUUUCACAUUGAAACCACGUGUAGGCUAUCGCGAAAAAGUACAUACUGGGUAUUCAUCCAACGUAUUCUCUUUUAACAGUCAGCAAUCAGUUGUCUGAGAAUCCGCGUUAUAAUUUGACUACCAGAAAUUGAAUUUUUAUUUAAUUUUAAUUGUAUAUGGGUUGUACUUAUAAUUUCACAUUUAUACUCAAUAUCUGCAUGACCGGCUUUUUAAAGUAUUAAACCAAUUAUCUGGUUUGAAGUAUGCUGCUCGAAAUAGUUAUCAAUGGCUUAAAAUGUGUGUACGUGAUAUGACAAUUUGAAGUUAUAAUUCAUACCUAUAAAACAGCAUAACUCGCAGUAAUGAUCUCCAUAUGUAGGUAUAAUUAAUAAAAUAAGCAAUAAGUGAUGCCCCAUUAAGAUGAUUUUGAUAAAGAAAUCAGUUGAUGGUAAAGCAUAAAAAUGUGUCAAUUAUAUAAGUGGUAAGUGCAGCACUAAUCGAUAGAGGGUAAGUUCUACAAGCAACACAAUAUCACUCUAUUUUAUGUUUGUGAAUUACAAAACACACCCAGUUGAGAAUUUAUAGUACAAUAUAUAGGAAUAUAUUACAUAUUUCAUGAGUAAAUUCCCAUUUGUAAGGUAGUUUUCAGCAUAGUAUGAAAUAUAUAUCUAUAAUCUGAACAGUCGAGGGGAAGCGUAUGCAUAAUUGAUAACAGACGAACCCCUCGAGUAAGUCCUUACUGGAGUAAUAUGCUCUGUUUCUCUCCAGUGCAUGCCCAUAGAUACUAAUAAAACGAUACAGGAAUGAAGAUUCUGUUUUAUCAGCUCCUUUCGUCGAAAAACAAAGUUUGAGCAAUUUUCAUUCUUUUUCGUUUUGGUCCUUUUCUCUGCCGUCACUGUUGUGUAGGAGUUUCGACGAAAUCCGAGUAGAACUUCCCAAGUUAUAGGUGGUUAUAAUAUUUACAGACCGGCAGACAGACAGACCGACGGAAAAUAAUGACAUGCUUUUUCGUGAUGUAGAUGUGUCAUAUAACAUCCAAGAAACCUAAUAUAUCAUGUUCGAACUUUUUCGCGAAUAAAAUACUUCUCCACCAGUAGGCGCGGGAAGUAGAAGCGAAGCUACUACCAUAAAUAGCAGUAGGGUUUUUCAAUCAUCGUGUACCACCUGUUUUACACAUUUAUUUAUUGUGGAAAUGUAUCUACAUUAAAAUGUCAAAACAAUUGGAUGAUAGGUUAUUCUAUUUUAGAAAUACUGAGACAGAGUUAAAAAAUUCAUGAGUGCCAACUAUAAAUGGGUUUGCAUACUGCUUAGUCAACGUUUUGAGAAAUAAUGUUUGUUUCUCAAAUAUUUUGGACUACUCCCAAAACACAGUGUUAGAAAUGAUUCAUAUGUGGCGGUGAAGCAGCAAAUAUUGUUUAGUCUGACUCCGACUGUUCGACUGUGAUAUCAGGUAAAAAUCAAGAUGCUUACCUAUUUACGAAACCCCAUAACGGGGUACGAAUAUUCCUUCUGGCCCGAUGCGAAAUUUUUUUACCACUACAAAAUCUAUAGACCACUCAGUUUCCAUGUCGACUGGCCUAUUACGUCCAGGGAGUGGUACCCAGGGUACUGGCCCAGUUACAGGUCGUAUUGGCACUAUCUGAGGGAUACACCCAGUGAAGAUGCCUUCAGGCAACUUAGGAUUAAUUCAUGGAAUAGAUUUUACACGAAAUCCUACGACAGAUUCACCGUGAACCGUAGAGUGCAUAUGUCGUUUCAGUUUUGACAAGGUGAGAAAUGACCUGUACUGGCACGAUACGAGGGUUGCAUGAUGAGAUUACGUGCGUGAUAUUUUUCUUCCUUUUAAUUCAUAAGUGUACGUAAGUUGAAAGUAUAUAUGUAUAUUUUUGUAUAAAUAAACGCUAUAUUUGCUCUA